AUGGGAGCAACCUCCGUCCGCCGCAAUAUCUUUCAUCAUCACCUCAGCAGGCGGCCGGUGUCUACCGCCCCUUCUAAUGCUUCAGUGCCACCUACUGGCAGCGCCGCUAACCAUGGUGGCUCCGGUCUUUCCUCUCACAUGAUAUCUGCCGCCGCGUCCGAAUCCACAUCCUCUCUCAGCUCUGGCCCGAUCGACAACGGAGAAAUUGUGACCCGCGACAAGAAUGGCGGCUACAAGCUUGACAUCCCCGUUCUUCCGCCGAUUGCUGGACGGGAGGGCGAAGAGGAGAUGGAGGAUGUUGAAGGCGGGGGCGUCUCUGGAGGCCCUAGCGCUGGAGGUACUGAUUCUUCGGGGCAGGCAGGUAUGAGCCAACGUGAAAAAGAGAAAAUGGAGGCGACUUUAGUUGAAAUGAUGUGCCGAAGCCGUAACCGGCAAUUGAGCAGCGAGCCAGCUGAAAUUCUAAACCUUGUCCACCAAAGCCUCCGAAACAAAGUAGCUGAAUUGGACGAAGACAAUUGGAUGUACGAACCGGACGCAGGGCUCUGA
Messenger RNA from Aspergillus melleus, 546 nucleotides. RefSeq lists its product as uncharacterized. The coding region runs from base 1 to 546 and encodes 181 amino acids. NCBI's taxonomy places the organism in Eukaryota, Fungi, Ascomycota, Eurotiomycetes, Eurotiales, Aspergillaceae. The record is from RefSeq and is a predicted model, not a curated record. The transcript has 3 exons.